AUGUUAUUCUCAUUAAUCAUUCGUAUUUCAUCAACGCCACAAGAACCCGAUUUUAAAGUUUCCCCAUCGAUUUCUGUAAAGUUAGUUGGUCCAAAUGAUGGGGAUAAAGAACCUGCACUACAAAUUUUUCCUCUUAAUUCGGAUAUUAAUAUUGAAUGGACAAGUGAAGGAAUAAAUGAUUCAACCAUAUUUAUACAAGUCCAUUAUAUCUUCCCAACUAUUCCCAAGGAAACUUACGUUCCAUUGUUGAAAGAGCCAAAGGAAUCGAAAUUAAAAGAGAAUAAAUUUAAAUUAAGCCUUGAUUCGGAAUUAUUUGAAACCGAAAAAUUUUAUUUGGUAACGGUUACUUUGGAAGGGGAUCAAAAUGUUGUUGGUACUUCCGAUCCUUUUGGUAUCUGUACGGCAUGUAUAUAA
Molecule: messenger RNA, 414 nt
Organism: Funneliformis geosporum
Lineage: Eukaryota; Fungi; Glomeromycota; Glomeromycetes; Glomerales; Glomeraceae
Source: the annotation of a GenBank genome assembly